Messenger RNA from Dracunculus medinensis (Guinea worm), 1251 nucleotides. NCBI's taxonomy places the organism in Eukaryota, Metazoa, Nematoda, Chromadorea, Rhabditida, Dracunculidae. The record is from the annotation of a GenBank genome assembly.
AUUCAUCUUAUGAAGUGCAAUUUAUGUGUUCGUGGAUUGGCACACGUCAUACAGCGGGUAUCGUCAUCUUCACUGUCGGCAAAUGAUACCACAAAUCCCGAUAAAAAUCUCGUUAUCGAUAAGUCUUCGAAUAGUCAUUUAAAGGGAGUGAUUAAACCACCACAUUAUCGCAGCACAUCAGGCACAUUCCGUGGAACUCAUAUGCUGAAUGAAGAAUUCGUGUGUCAAGCAGAUAAAACUGGUCAUGGGGCUCGCUUAUAUGAUUAUAUGGAAAUGGGUAAAAUGGUUCGAAAUCUUCCUAAUGUUGCAGAAAAAAUUCGUUUCGUAAACCCUUAUGAACGACCAUGGUCAGCUGCUGAAAAAAAACAUCAUAGAGCUUGGUUACCGAGUCUUUUUUCUCCUCGGAAAGCUUGGAAUAUUUGUACUGUUCCUCGAUAUUUCGAUUGCUUGAACUUUUACAAAUAUAUAACCAAAACAAGAGUAGAACAAGGCGUAGAUCAUUUAUAUGAAGGAAUUGUUCUUUCGACAAAGAAGUUCGAAGUCUGUAAUUCGGCUUCUUCAUUAAGAAAACUUGGUGAAUUGGCUUUUGUUGUUAAAGAUCAAUUGUGCGCUCAAUUACGUCGAAGGAAUCCAAUGACGGCUCUAUUCACAGAAACGGAAAAAAUGAAUAUGCCAAUUUUUAAUGAUGAGACGAUUCUAAAUGAUAUAAUUUUAUCUCCCAAAGUUUAUGGUAUGUGGCCAGAUGAUCAGCCACUAUGGCAAUGCCCUGGUUUUGAACCUGAUUCCGGUGAUGAAUAUCGAUUUGGACAAAUUGCGGUCAAAAAUUGUGAUACUCUAAAUGCAUUAUGUUCAUACUGGAAUGUUCAAGGAGAUGAGGAAUUAAUGGUACGAAAGGAUUGUUUUUCUGCUGCUGCAGUCGCUUCAUUAUUUUCCUGGCUGAAUGGGCAAGCUCAUUCACUAGGUUUCACGCAAUACAACGACAUUGAGCAACCUAUUGUUUCUCAAAUGGUUUUCUCCGAUGGUGUGGACUUCUUCUUUGCUGUUGGUCAGCUCAAUACUAUUGCCAUUAAUAUCGAUGUGGAGGGCUUUGUGAAUAACAAAACGAAUGUUUGCUAUGUGGAUGGACCAUUGAAAUUGUACGAUCGAUAUGAUUCUCAAACAAAUAAAUUCUAUUUUAUUGGUGAUACAGAGGUUGAAGGAUUGAAUCCAAAAGUACUUUCGCGAAUUCUACAAAUGCUUGUUAAAGAAUAA